Cucurbitaria berberidis CBS 394.84 is the source of this 1978-nucleotide messenger RNA. RefSeq names its product HAD-superfamily hydrolase. The transcript has a single exon. Bases 287 to 1747 code for a protein of 486 amino acids. NCBI's taxonomy places the organism in Eukaryota, Fungi, Ascomycota, Dothideomycetes, Pleosporales, Cucurbitariaceae. The record is from RefSeq and is a predicted model, not a curated record. Gene Ontology annotation, biological process: glycerophospholipid biosynthetic process. Gene Ontology annotation, cellular component: mitochondrion.
GGUGGUAAUGAGGUGGAGGGUUUCGGCCACGCUCGGGUCAGGAGCCUGAUUUUGAGAAGUUUUCCAGAAACUUACGCGGUAUAAGCGAAUUAUGAUGGCACCUGGGGGGUUUGAGGAGUGGCUGCUUGCGGAUCGAGCAAUCAUAUAUAUGGGCUCCCCCCUAGACCCCGAAAGGAGCUUUUCAUUCAUCAGCAACCUUUCCUUCCUCGAACAUACUAUCUCAGGCUUCUGUGAAGCUUCAUAUCAUUCAUCUUAACCAAAUUCCCUACCAACCUCAUCCAUCAAGAUGCCUACAUUCGAGGACUCUGACUUUGGUGUCCAAACACCCCUCUCCCCCACCAAGAAGACCUCCAACAACCUGAACGUUGCCAUUCCCACUAAUGGCGAUGCCAGUGGUACCGUCAACUCCGUCGAAGUCCCAGCGACGAGGAGUUCCAUCUCCGAUGCCUCGGCCUACAUGCACAACCUCUCCCUCUCCCCGUCCAUGAGGGACAGGCGAGGAUCAAGGAACUCCUUUGGUACCUCAUUGCCUAUUCCGCGAUCAAAGAGGCAGUCGAGGCUGUCCUCCGUACACUAUCCCGAAGGCCAACCCCAGCGCCCGGGCAUGCCCCCUAUUCAGGCGUCUCGUGACAUCCUAGCCAGUCAGAUGCAGGAUCUAUCGAGUGAGAAGGUCCACGCAGCAAAGGAUAUGGCUUUCGUCUUCGACAUCGACGGUGUCCUCGUCCAUGGCGACAGGUUGAUUCCCGAGGGCAAGCGUGUCCUUGAGAUCUUGAACGGUGACAACGAGCUCGGAAUCAAGAUCCCUCACAUCUUCCUCACCAACGGCUCCGGCAAGCCCGAAGAGGCCCGCGUUGCUCAACUCUCCUCGAUCCUCAAGAACCCCAUCUCAACCGAGCAAUUCAUCCAGUCCCACACACCCAUGCGCGCUCUGGCAGACUACUACAAGACCGUCCUCGUCGUCGGUGGAGAGGGCUACAAGUGCCGCGAAGUUGCCGAAGCAUACGGCUUCCAGGACAUCGUUGUGCCUAACGACAUCAUUGCUUGGGACCCCACCAUCGCGCCAUACCGCGUCUUCACUGACGAGGAGCGCGCUACCUCGCGUCCUCGUGACUUCUCCAAGAUCAACAUCGAGGCCAUCAUGGUCUUCUCUGACAGCCGCGACUACGCCACCGAUAUGCAAAUCAUCAUUGAUCUUCUCCGCAGCGAGAACGGUCGUUUUGGCACCAUGGCCAAGGACCCCGUAUCUCAGCGUGUCCCCAUCUACUUCUCCCAGGGAGACAUGCUCUGCCCCACCGAGCACCCCUUCCCCCGCAUGUCCCAGGGUACCUUCCGCAUCGGUCUCGAGGCCAUGUACAGGGCGCUGACGGGCGUUGACCUGGAGCGUGUCGUAUACGGCAAGCCCGAACUCGCCACGUACAAGUACGCCGACGAGGUCAUCUCAAGCUGGAUGGAGACAAUCCACAACGACGAGAAGCUGCCCAAGAACAUCUACAUGAUCGGCGACAACCCGGCUUCCGACAUCGUCGGUGGAAACCAGUACGGCUGGAACACGUGCCUUGUCCGCACCGGUGUCUUCCAAGGCGGCGACAAUGACGAGGAGAACCCUGCUUCCUUUGGCGUUUUCCCCAACGUCCUCGACGCUGUCAAGACGGCUAUCAGGAAGGAGAUUGGCAAGGACUUCAAGUUUGAGUUCAACGACCAGAUCAACCCUGUCCUUCAUGGCAACGGUGCCUCGGCCAUUGAGUAGUGCACUCUCUUGGUACUGAGCUGGUAUCCUCUUCAACGGGAACCCAUUAUCUUCUCUUUGCUUUUUUUUCUUGGGGGAAGGGCGUUUGGAAACUUAGAAUUAUAUCCUGCAUAGCGCAUUGCUUGCAUAUAGAUUGACGACAUUUGGGAAGUCUAUGAACUUGAUGAUAGAAAUAUCAAACCUUUUUUACUGUUCAUACCUACCUUAUCAUGCACACUUUUGUGAUGUCCU